AUGACUCGUGUCCCGUCGAUUCUCUUCCGCCAUGCCAAGGCCAAGGCCGAGGCCGCCGGCGUGGCCUUCGGUCGCGUGGCCGCCUCCUUCCGCCCGAGCGCCCUGCCCGCGUCGCCUGUGGCGGGUGGCCAUGCGGCCGCCAGCGCCGCCCCGAAGAAGCCCUUCACUUAUACCGAGGUGCCGGCGCGCUUCCGUCGCCGUGGUCCGUCGGCCGCCGAGAUCGAGGCCGUCGAGCUUGGCGGCGCUGGCUUCUUCAUCUAA
Fonticula alba is the source of this 261-nucleotide messenger RNA. RefSeq lists its product as hypothetical. Lineage: Eukaryota; Rotosphaerida; Fonticulaceae. The coding region runs from base 1 to 261 and encodes 86 amino acids. The record is from RefSeq and is a predicted model, not a curated record. Gene Ontology annotation, biological process: 2-oxoglutarate metabolic process. The transcript has 3 exons.